AUGCUGCGUCGCUCCCACCGCCCAACUACCACCACCACCCGCGAAACCAAGCCCUCGCUCAUGACUCGCCUCAAGGGCCCCGGUGCUCGCACCCAAACCACCAAGACCAAGACCACCACCACUCGGCACGGCCACGGCCACGGCCAUGCCACAACUACAGGCAGCGGCCACCGCACCUCCAAGCGCCACGUCGGUACCACUCAGACUGCUCACCACCACAAGCGCAAGGUCACCAUGGGUGACAAGGUCUCGGGCGCCAUGACCAAGUUGAAGGGAACUUUGACCGGCCGACCGGGUGUCAAGGCUGCUGGUACUCGCCGCAUGCACGGCACCGACGGUCGCGGAAGCCACCACCGCACUGCCUAUUAG
Penicillium diatomitis is the source of this 369-nucleotide messenger RNA. RefSeq lists its product as uncharacterized. The transcript has 2 exons. The record is from RefSeq and is a predicted model, not a curated record. Bases 1 to 369 code for a protein of 122 amino acids. Lineage: Eukaryota; Fungi; Ascomycota; Eurotiomycetes; Eurotiales; Aspergillaceae.